Molecule: messenger RNA, 1951 nt
Organism: Ogataea polymorpha
Lineage: Eukaryota; Fungi; Ascomycota; Pichiomycetes; Pichiales; Pichiaceae
Exons: 2
Coding region: 1-1914 (637 amino acids)
Biological process (GO): negative regulation of MAPK cascade; protein dephosphorylation
Cellular component (GO): cytoplasm; cytosol; nucleus
Molecular function (GO): MAP kinase tyrosine/serine/threonine phosphatase activity; protein tyrosine/threonine phosphatase activity
Source: RefSeq, a predicted model, not a curated record
AUGGGAUUUAAGUUUGGUUUCGAGGACGACGAGCGAGAUACAUCUGCCGCAAAUGACGCCUUCGACGUGGCCACAGAGACCGUGGUUCCGCGAGUGCACGAUAUCAGCAGCUUUCUGGAGCUGAUGAUCGGCACACGGGUCUCGUAUGAACAUAUUGACUUUCCAGGCUCGCUGGUUCGUCGUGAGUUCUUCGAUGUGCGUCACCAGCUGAUGAGCGAGGAUGCAGAAUCAGAAGAGAUGCAAUUCCUGAUAGGUUCCACUGCGGAAGACGUCCGGAACGGGGUUUACGAGGGAGGACUCAAGUCCUGGGAGUGCUGCUACGACGUUAUGCAGAGACUGCAAGACGUCGACCUUUCUGGCUACAAAUCGUUUCUGGAGCUAGGCUGUGGGACCAGUUUGCCAAGUUUGCUAGUUUUUCAGAGACUCUUGCAACACAAACAAACUCACGUCAAUCUCAUUUUAACAGACUUUAAUUACGAGGUCUUGCGGCUGGUGAGUGUUCCAAACCUAUUUUUGACAUGGUGUCUCACGAGCCUAUCCAAGGAGGAGAUGGAGCAACUGCAGAAACGUCCAGAUGUAGAAGGAAACGUCCGUGAUGGGGAAAUCGACGUGACCCCAGAGCUGGUAGCUAGAUUCAAAAAUGCGCUGCGCGAACAGCAUAUCGCCAUAUCACUCAUAAGUGGGUCCUGGGGCCGCCAGAUGAUGACCCAAAUCAAUGCCCUGAUCCAGUCACCCGCGCUGAUGGUCUCUUCAGAGACUAUUUACUCUCCACAACACUUGCCAGUGGUGGCGCAGAUGGUGUCGGAGACAGUGCAGCACACGGGCUCUCUGGCGCUAGUGGCUGCCAAGGACAUCUACUUUGGCGUGGGCGGAUCGCUCACGGAGUUUCUGGCGUGCCUCGAUACAAAGCCAGUGGAAUAUUCUGUGGAGAAAAUAAAUGCAGGCCUGCAGCGCAGCUUGGUUAAGGACACCAUGUCCCCUCAACACUCCCUCCCCAACGGCAACGGUCUACGACGGCCGAGAAAUGUUAAGAACCUGCAGCUGGACCUGUCAAAGAACCAGACAAAAUACCCGGUCCCCCUCACAUACUCCUCCAACGGCAGUAAACAGGUUCUUUCCCAUUCUCCAACAACCACGCCAAGAAUCCCCCGACUCUACAGAACACCGUCUCUCAACACUGUUCUCAUGUCUUCCACAAAUUCCCCUACACAGACAGCCAGCAUCCAACCCCCCGUGCGGUCGUUGACUCUCUCUAUAGACUCGUCAAACGGCCACCAAAGCCAAAACACAGCACAGCCAGCCACCACGGUCCAGCAGUCCCUAGACUCCACCGAUUCGCUCGCAUUUUCCUCGUCCUCCACUGUCGAAUCAUCAGGCUCUCUCUCCGCCGUAACAGAAGUGCCCUCCUACCACCCAUCUGGCUGCGUGAAAGCGUAUCCUGAAGGCCCUGUUUGCGUUCUGGAGCCAAACCUUUUUCUGUACUCCGAGCCGUCAAUCACCCAACUUAUUGACUUCGACGUCAUCAUAAACGUCGCCCAGGAGAUCAAAGACUAUACAGACCAGAUCUCCAACAAAACCUCGAUCUCAGGCCAGAAUAUCCAAUAUUUUUACAUUCCCUGGACUCACACGUCCAAGCUGAUGCCUGACUUUCCGAAACUCACAGAAAUCAUUGACAAGGCGCUGUCAGAAAACAAACGUGUUUUGAUCCACUGCCAAUGCGGUGUCUCGCGCUCGGCUUCUUUAAUUUUGGCUUACCUGAUGAAGCACAAAAAAAUCGGCUACAACGAUGCUUACAACAUGCUAAAAGAGAAAGCUCCGUUGAUUUCGCCGAACUUCAGUCUGAUAUACGAGGUCAUGGAGUGGGGGCGCUAUCUGGGUUAUAGUUCUGCUGCUUCGUCCACUAAUGAUAUGUAAACCUGUACGCUAAUACAGUCGCGUCGAUCGACGAUGU